AUGCCUCCUAAGAAGGCCGGUGGUGCAAAAUCUGGAGGUAAAUCUGGCAAAGCUGAAGAUUCCGGCGAUAAAGGUAAAGAGAAAAAAGGUGGCACAGCGGUAAAAGUGAGACACAUCUUGUGCGAAAAACAAAGCAAAUGCCUGGAAGCGUUGGAAAAGCUGAAAGCCGGACAAAAGUUUCCAGAAGUUGCUGCCACUUACAGCGAAGACAAGGCGAGAUCCGGAGGUGAUUUGGGAUGGAUGACGCGCGGUUCUAUGGUGGGGCCUUUCCAGGAUGCUGCCUUCGCUUUACCCAUAUCUACAGUUAACAGUCCAAUUUAUACUGAUCCACCUGUGAAGACAAAGUUUGGCUAUCAUAUUAUCAUGGUGGAGGGUAAAAAAUGA
Molecule: messenger RNA, 384 nt
Organism: Ceutorhynchus assimilis (cabbage seed weevil)
Lineage: Eukaryota; Metazoa; Arthropoda; Insecta; Coleoptera; Curculionidae
Source: the annotation of a GenBank genome assembly